Molecule: messenger RNA, 864 nt
Organism: Plasmodium yoelii
Lineage: Eukaryota; Apicomplexa; Aconoidasida; Haemosporida; Plasmodiidae
Product: conserved Plasmodium protein, unknown function
Exons: 2
Coding region: 1-864 (287 amino acids)
Source: RefSeq, a predicted model, not a curated record
AUGAGCACAAAACGAAAGUAUGACAAAGAGAAAAAUAAUGAAAGCGAUUUAAAAGAUAUAAAAAAUAAAUUAGAAAAUUUGAAAAAUAAAACUGAAGUAAUAGAUGGGAAAAAUGAAAAUAAUAAGAAAAAUGUAGACCCAUUUAAUGAUUUAAAAAUACAUAUAUUAAAUAUUUUAGAUGAAACAAGAAAAUGUAUUAGGGAAAAAGAUGAGAUUCAAAAUAUUCAUGGAAAUAAUAUUGAAGUAAUAAAAAGAAGUAAUAUAAUUUAUAAUAAUAUGAAAAAUUUAGAAACAUAUUUUACUAAGUUUGACGAAAUUUUAAAAAAACAAUUAAAACAAAGAUAUACUUUUACUAAAGAUGAAUUGCUUGAUAAAAACGAAACUUAUGAGUUGCUAAAGAAACAAUUUUUUGAAUGUAAAAAGAUAAGUAAUUAUAAUCAAAUUAAAGAUGUAUGUAUGGUUAAUUUUUCAGAAUAUAAAAAUAAGGCAAAGUUGGAAACCAAAGUAACAGAUAAUAAUAUACAUGAUGAAGACGACUUAAUUAUAAUAAACCAAUGGAAAGAAAGAGAUAAAAAAUUUAAUGAUGAAAUUUUAAAAAUAGGAGAUACUAUAGAUAAAAUUGGAGCAAAUGUUGAUAUAAUAGCAGAAAAAGCAAAUGAACAAAAUGAAAUAAUUAUAAAUGUACAUGAUCAAACUGAUAAAACUCAAGAUAAUGUUAAAGAAAUAAAUGUCGAAAUUAAAUUAGCAAUGAAAAAACAUUCACAUGCAACUUGGUGUUUAAGAAUUUCAUUGGCCAUUAUAUUCGUAGUUUUAGUUUUAAUCACUUUAAAUGUUAUAUCUAAUAGAUUAUUAAAAAGAAUGUAA